Messenger RNA from Peromyscus californicus insignis, 1134 nucleotides. RefSeq names its product all-trans-retinol dehydrogenase [NAD(+)] ADH4. Gene Ontology annotation, biological process: formaldehyde catabolic process. The transcript is spliced from 9 exons. The record is from RefSeq and is a predicted model, not a curated record. Gene Ontology annotation, cellular component: cytosol. Gene Ontology annotation, molecular function: zinc ion binding; S-(hydroxymethyl)glutathione dehydrogenase [NAD(P)+] activity. Lineage: Eukaryota; Metazoa; Chordata; Mammalia; Rodentia; Cricetidae. The coding region runs from base 1 to 1134 and encodes 377 amino acids.
AUGGGCACCAAGGGAAAAGUUAUUACAUGCAAGGCAGCCAUUGCCUGGGAAACAGGCAGUCCCCUUUGCAUUGAAGAAGUUGAAGUGUCUCCCCCCAGGGCUCAUGAAGUUCGAAUUCAGGUAAUUGCCAUGUGCGUGUGCCCAACUGACAUCAACGCUACCAACCCUAAGAAGAAAGCUCUCUUCCCUGUAGUCCUUGGCCAUGAGUGUGCAGGAAUUGUAGAAAGCGUUGGGCCAGGAGUGACCAACUUCAAACCAGGUGACAAAGUAAUUCCAUUCUUUGCACCGCAGUGUAAAAAGUGCAAGUUCUGUCUGAGUCCUCUUACAAACCUCUGUGGGAAAAUCCGGAACUUUAAAUACCCCAAUACUGAACAAGUGCUCAUGGAAGACAGAACAAGCAGAUUCACCUGCAAAGGAAAACCAAUUUACCAUUUCAUGGGAGUCAGUUCAUUCUCUCAGUACACUGUAGUUUCAGAAGCCAAUCUUGCCAGAGUCGAUGAUGACGCAAACUUGGAGAGAGUUUGUCUGAUUGGAUGUGGGUUCUCAUCAGGCUACGGGGCUGCCAUCAACACUGCCAAGGUCACCCCUGGCUCUACCUGUGCUGUCUUUGGCCUGGGCUGUGUAGGUCUUUCUGCAGUAAUUGGAUGUAAAAUGGCAGGUGCUUCCAGAAUCAUCACUAUUGACAUCAACAGCGAGAAGUUUCCAAAAGCCAAGGCCCUGGGAGCCACUGACUGCCUUAAUCCCAAGGACCUAGAUAAACCUAUCCAGGAUGUCAUCACUGAACUGACCAACGGAGGUGUGGAUUUCUCCCUUGACUGUGCAGGAACAGCUCAGACCUUGAAAGCAGCGGUGGAGUGCACGAUAUUUGGCUGGGGAUCAUGUACUGUGGUUGGAGCAAAGGUUGAAGAAAUGAAUCUAUCCACUGUGGACAUUAUAAUGGGCCGUUCUAUAAAUGGAACAUUCUUUGGUGGUUGGAAAAGUGUAGAUUCUGUCCCAAACCUGGUUACUGACUACAAAAAUAAGAAAUUCAAUCUGGACAUACUGGUGACCCAUACCUUACCUUUUGACAAAAUCAAUGAGGCAAUUGACCUGAUGAACCAAGGAAAAAGCAUCCGAAUAAUCCUGACCUUUUGA